This is a messenger RNA of Sclerotinia sclerotiorum 1980 UF-70, 504 nucleotides long. RefSeq lists its product with no specific name. Bases 1 to 504 code for a protein of 167 amino acids. The transcript has 2 exons. The record is from RefSeq and is a predicted model, not a curated record. Lineage: Eukaryota; Fungi; Ascomycota; Leotiomycetes; Helotiales; Sclerotiniaceae.
AUGUCAAGCAUAUUCGGUCGACAUAAGAGUUUACGGCGUAGUGUGAAAAUCCAGCGGACUUAUCAAUUAGAUACUUGUUUACACCGACCGAAACUUAAAUCUAGAGGACCGGUACCGUGUGUCCUCAUAAAGGCAGAUUGCUUCGAGCUUCUUCUUAAACACGUAGUUAUCCCCUUAUCCCUCGAUACCUUCAGGAAUCAGGAGCCUGAAAUCUGCAGUACCACGAACCCAAUAUCUUGUACUGCCUGGGGGACUUUCAUGUUCGCUUCCGGCUUUGCUUUGGGAAACGAACCGGAGACGACCUUCUAUCUGACUGUAUUUCAUGGGCUACUUCAUGCGCAGAAUAAGAGGUUACAUUUACAUUCGAAUACCACGACCAUACAUACCACCAUCACUAGCGGCACAACAGCGCCUUUGGCAGGAAUCCUACACUCUCCAACAUUCCCUCAUGAUACAAGCGAGAAGUUACCGCCUAUCAUAUUCGACGUUUACGUUUACGGUUGA